Messenger RNA from Funneliformis mosseae, 501 nucleotides. NCBI's taxonomy places the organism in Eukaryota, Fungi, Glomeromycota, Glomeromycetes, Glomerales, Glomeraceae. The record is from the annotation of a GenBank genome assembly.
AAUACCAUUAAAUUACCUCCAAUGGGUCAGUUAUCAAUAAUCGCAAAAAAUUCUUGGAAUAAAGAAUCACAAGACGUAAAAAAUUUUUACAAAAAUCUAGCUAAGGAAGCCCGAUCUUUGUAUGAGCAAUACACUUUUCAAAUAAUAUAUGAUAAACGAAUGAAUAAAGUUGAAAAUGACCAAGGAAACAAGCAGGUUGCACCUUUGCAUGUAACAGGUGAAAUUUUUGCGGCUGAUUUGGGUUAUGCCAAUAGUACCCAAACUAAAGAUGUUGAGACUAUGAUCGAUGCGCAAAACUCAUCAAAUGGAUAUCUUACGAUUGAGGAUUCUACUGUCGAUGAUAUGGAUUCUUGUUUUAAUAAUGGUUCGACUAGCAUUUCUCAAGUUGGAACUUAUCCCAAACAUAACUUUUUAGAAGAUCCUAACGAUCAUGAGUAUAAGCAAAUGCUGAUAGAGGAAUUUGAAUAUUCUCUUAGGCAAUUAUUAAAGAUUAAGCAAUAG